CACUUAUUCGCGUGAGGGUCGCCGGGUUAAAGCCGACACCCGCUGCCUCCACACCGGUCCGAGCGCACCGCACCUCCACGCGCAGCCCCCCCGGCCCCACGCCCCCCGAACCCGCCGAGUCUCCCUCCGGAGCGACGAUGGCCGAGAGCCCGCAAUGCUUCUACUGCCGAGAGGACCUCGGGGGGAAGAGGUUCGUCCGCAACGAAGGCAGGCCGGUGUGCGUCCGCUGCCACACCAAGUUCUGCGCCAACUCCUGCGCCGAGUGCCGUCGGCCCAUCCCCGUGGAAUCAAAGGAGCUCAGUCAUAAGGGCCGGUACUGGCAUGAGGAGUGUUUCCGCUGUGCCAAGUGUUACAAGCCUCUGGCCAAGGAGCCCUUCAGCACCAAAGACGACCGCAUCAUGUGCGGGAAGUGCUGCUCCAGAGAGGACGCUCCACGCUGCCACGGCUGCUACAAAGCCAUACCGGCUGGUACAGAGAGCGUGGAAUACAAAGGGAACUCGUGGCACGACGAAUGCUUCACCUGUUUCAGCUGUAAGCGACCAAUCGGAUCGCUGAGUUUCCUGUCCAAAGGGAGUGACGUCUACUGCAACCCCUGCUAUGACAAGAAGUUCGCCAAACUCUGCGUCUGCUGCAAAAAGGCUAUAACCUCUGGAGGAGUGAACUACCAGGACCAGCCGUGGCACGGACACUGUUUUGUGUGCAGUUCCUGUUCAAAGCCUCUGGCAGGGUCCAGUUUCACCAAACACGAGGACCAGGUCUUCUGUGUCGACUGCUACAAGAGCUGCGUGGCGAAGAAAUGCAGCGGCUGCCAAAACCCCAUCACAGGUUUUGGUAAAGGAGUGAACGUGGUGAAAUAUGAAGGCAGCUCCUGGCAUGAAUACUGCUUCAACUGUAAGAAGUGCUCCCUCAGUCUGUCCAACAAGCGCUUCGUAGCCAAUGGGAAAGAGAUCCUCUGCUCCGACUGUGGCAACAAGUAGAGCUGGACAGAGUUGGGCAUUUCCUAACGGGUUUAUAUCGUCUUAUGUUUUCUUUAUCUUUGCAAUGAAGUCAGUCUUCAUUUCAAUAUUCUCUUGAUUCCUAAAAGGACUUUUUGGGAGAUUGCCGACAAAAUUAAUCAAAAUUAGUGUUAUUUGAGUUGGCUGUUGAUCAUUUUUUUUGCUCCAAACAAUCAAACAUUGACAAGUGAUGCACCAGCUUUGUCUUCAAAAGAUCAUUAGUACGUUGCAAAGCGUACAUUUGUUUUGGAACAUAGUACUAAAAAACACAUAUUAAACAAAAUACAAAAAAUGUGUGUUGAACUAAUUAAAAGAGAACAUUUUUCUGUGAAUUGGAUCAGUUCCCUACAGCUAAAAUAAAUGAGCAGCAGAUCAAGGCAUUGAAUACCUAAAAUACAAAAAGUAGAUAUAAUGAUGCUGCAUUAAUGGUCAUGUUUUCCUUUUUUAAUGAUCUAACAGUUGUGUGGUUCAACGUUUCAACACAGUGAAUGCUAAUGUUCUGUUUCCAUACAGUAAAACUAUUAUCUGUUAUUAAAAAAUGGCUUAUUUUAAUGGUUUUAAUACUUACUUGCUUUUUCUAUUUUUUUAAGGGGAUACUUUAAUAUGACCAGAAACAAUAAAUGAUUUUUGUAAUUACGCAGUCAUUUCUAGGGGAUUGCUAUGCUUUUUGUAUGUUUCGAGUAAAUAAACUUAUUUGCACUUUUUUAAUACGUUCUCCCUUCAAGAAAAGGGGACAUUUAAAUAUGUGAUUGGAAUAUAUUACAUAUACUCCCUGAUUUGUUGCUAAAACAAAAUAAAUCUUAUACAAAAGUGA
Pungitius pungitius (ninespine stickleback) is the source of this 1809-nucleotide messenger RNA. Its product is annotated as four and a half LIM domains protein 1-like. Gene Ontology annotation, molecular function: transmembrane transporter binding. Gene Ontology annotation, biological process: muscle organ development. NCBI's taxonomy places the organism in Eukaryota, Metazoa, Chordata, Actinopteri, Perciformes, Gasterosteidae. The coding region runs from base 138 to 977 and encodes 279 amino acids. The transcript is spliced from 6 exons. The record is from RefSeq and is a predicted model, not a curated record.